CCCCGGCAUCGCCGCCGCCCGCCGACUACUCACUGGCCCUGCUCGCUCGGCUUGCUCUUUUUUUGAACGGAAAGCAGCCCUUCUCCGCCGAGGAUCGUCCCCAGCGUGGCUACGCGUUCCCGGUCACUUUUUGAGAUUUUCCGGGGGGCGCUCGGCGGCUUCCCGGAUUCCAGGGGGACUCGGGCCGCCGAGCGCGGGGGGCCCGUAGAGCGGGCGUGCAGGGGAAGAGCCCGGGCUUAGCGGAGGCUCACACGGAGGCAAGAACUUAUUCAACAAGUUUACCCCCCCUGCCUUCCUCUUUUCGAUGUGCGUUUUCGGACAUGCGGAGGUUACUGGAACCGUGUUGGUGGAUUUUGUUCCUGAAAAUCACCAGUUCCGUGCUCCAUUAUGUCGUGUGCUUCCCCGCCUUGACAGAAGGCUACGUCGGGGCCCUGCACGAGAACAGACACGGCAGCUCAGCGCAGAUCCGCAGGCGUAAGGCUUCAGGUGACCCGUACUGGGCCUACUCCGGUGCCUAUGGUCCUGAGCACUGGGUCACAUCAAGCGUUAGCUGCAGGGGCCGUCAUCAGUCUCCCAUAGACAUUUUAGACCAGCAUGCACAGGUUGGCGAAGAGUACCAGGAGCUGCAACUUGAUGGCUUUGACAAUGAGUCUUCAAACAAAACCUGGAUGAAAAACACAGGGAAAACAGUUGCCAUCCUUCUAAAGGACGACUAUUUUGUCAGUGGUGCUGGCCUGCCUGGCAGAUUCAAAGCCGAGAAGGUGGAAUUUCACUGGGGCCAUAGCAAUGGCUCUGCAGGUUCUGAACACAGCAUCAAUGGGAGGCGCUUUCCUGUGGAGAUGCAGAUUUUCUUUUAUAAUCCAGAUGACUUUGACAGCUUUCAAACCGCAAUUUCUGAAAACAGAAUAAUCGGAGCCAUGGCCAUAUUUUUUCAAGUCAGUCCAAGGGACAAUUCCGCACUGGAUCCUAUUAUCCAUGGGUUGAAGGGCGUCGUACAUCAUGAGAAGGAGACCUUUCUGGAUCCUUUCGUCCUCCGGGACCUCCUGCCUGCAUCCCUGGGCAGCUAUUACCGGUAUACAGGUUCUCUGACCACCCCACCAUGUAGUGAAAUUGUGGAGUGGAUAGUCUUCCGGAAGCCUGUCCCCAUCUCUUACCAUCAGCUCGAGGCUUUUUAUUCCAUCUUCACUACGGAGCAGCAGGACCACGUCAAGUCGGUGGAGUAUCUGAGAAAUAACUUCCGACCACAGCAAGGGCUGAAUGACAGGGUGGUGUCCAAGUCUGCGGUCCGCGACGCCUGGAACCAUGACAUGACAGACUUCUUAGAAAACCCACUGGGGACAGAAGCCUCUAAAGUUUGCAGCUCUCCGCCCAUCCACAUGAAGGUGCAGCCUCUGAACCAGACGGCGCUGCAGGUGUCCUGGAGCCAGCCGGAGACCGUCUACCACCCACCCAUCAUGAACUACAUGAUCUCCUACAGCUGGACCAAGAACGAGGACGAGAAGGAGAAGACGUUUACAAAGGACAGCGACAAAGACUUGAAAGCCACCAUUAGCCACGUGUCACCGGAUAGCCUUUACCUGUUCCGCGUCCAAGCCGUCUGUAGGAAUGACAUGCGCAGUGACUUCAGCCAGACAAUGCUCUUUCAAGCUAACACUACUCGAAUAUUCCAAGGGACCAGAAUUGUUAAAACAGGAGUGCCCACAGCGUCUCCUGCCUCUUCGGCCGACAUGGCCCCCAUCAGCUCGGGGUCCUCUACCUGGACGUCGUCCGGCAUCCCCUUCUCAUUUGUCUCCAUGGCGACCGGGAUGGGCCCCUCCUCCAGCGGCAGCCAGGCUACCGUGGCCUCGGUGGUCACCAGCACGCUCCUGGCGGGCCUGGGGUUCAGCGGUGGUGGCAUCCCGUCCUUCCCCAGCACCGUGUGGCCCACGCGCCUGCCCACGGCCGCCUCUGCCAGCAAGCAGGCCAGCAGGCCCGUCCUAGCCACCACAGAGGCCUUGGCCUCCCCGGGCCCCGACGGCGACUCGGCGCCCACCAGGGACAGCGAGGGCACAGAGGAAGGGGAAAAGGAUGAGGAGAGCGAGAGCGAGGAUGGAGAGCGGGAGCAUGAGGAAGAGGGGGAGAAGGACUCCGAGAAGAAAAAGAGCGGGGUGACCCACGCCACCCAGGAACGGAGCCAGGACGAGCCCACCCCCACCCCCUCGUCUCCCGACAGGACUGCGGAGGCCGGUGGGCGUCAGACUCUGCCUGGGCACGGGCGAGACCACACUGCCGUCCCUACAGCCCGGCCCGAUGAUGGGAGGGAUGCCCUCCCGGGCCUGGACCCCGGCUCGGUCACCUCCACCCAAGUGCCCGCCACAGUCACAGAGGAGCGUUUCGAAGGGAGUGAUCCUGGGAGGCCCCAGAUGCCAUCGAAAAAGCCUGUGUCCCGAGGGGACAGAUUUUCUGAGGAUAGCAAAUUUAUCACUGUCAAUCCAGCAGAAAAGAACACCUCUGGAAUGAUAAGCCGUCCUUCUCCAGGGAGGAUGGAGUGGAUCAUCCCUCUGAUUGUGGUAUCAGCCUUGACCUUCGUGUGCCUCAUCCUUCUCAUUGCUGUGCUAGUUUAUUGGAGAAAAUGUUUUCAGACAGCUCAUUUCUAUGUGGAAGAUAGCAAUUCACCUCGGGUGGUCCCCAAUGAAAGUAUCCCUAUCAUUCCUAUUCCGGAUGACAUGGAAGCCAUUCCUGUCAAACAGUUUGUUAAACACAUCGGUGAGCUGUAUUCUAAUAACCAGCAUGGGUUCUCCGAGGAUUUUGAGGAAGUCCAACGCUGUACGGCCGAUAUGAACAUCACUGCAGAACAUUCCAAUCAUCCAGAUAACAAGCACAAAAACAGAUACAUCAACAUUUUAGCAUAUGAUCACAGUAGGGUGAAGUUAAGACCUUUACCAGGAAAAGACUCUAAGCACAGCGACUACAUUAAUGCAAACUAUGUCGAUGGCUACAACAAAGCGAAAGCCUAUAUCGCCACCCAGGGACCUUUAAAGUCUACAUUUGAAGAUUUCUGGAGGAUGAUUUGGGAACAAAACACUGGAAUCAUUAUCAUGAUUACGAACCUUGUGGAAAAAGGAAGACGAAAAUGCGAUCAGUAUUGGCCAACAGAGAAUAGUGAGGAGUACGGAAACAUUAUUGUCACACUGAAGAGCACAAAAGUACACGCCUGCUACACUGUGCGUCGUUUUUCAGUCAGAAAUACAAAAGUGAAGAAGGGUCAGAAGGGAAACCCCAAGGGUCGUCAAAAUGAAAGGGUAGUGAUCCAGUAUCACUACACACAGUGGCCUGACAUGGGAGUUCCUGAGUACGCCCUCCCGGUCUUGACCUUUGUGAGGAGAUCCUCAGCAGCCCGCACGCCAGAAAUGGGCCCUGUGUUGGUGCACUGCAGCGCUGGUGUGGGCAGGACAGGCACCUACAUUGUAAUAGACAGCAUGCUGCAACAGAUAAAAGACAAAAGCACAGUUAACGUCCUUGGAUUCCUGAAGCAUAUCAGGACACAGCGUAACUACCUCGUCCAGACUGAGGAGCAGUACAUUUUCAUCCACGAUGCCUUGUUGGAAGCCAUUCUAGGAAAGGAGACUGAAGUAUCUUCAAAUCAGCUGCAUAGCUAUGUUAACAGCAUCCUCAUACCAGGAGUAGGAGGAAAGACGCGGCUGGAAAAACAAUUCAAGCUGGUCACGCAAUGUAAUGCGAAGUAUGUGGAAUGCUUUAGUGCUCAGAAAGAGUGUAACAAAGAAAAGAACAGAAACUCUUCGGUCGUGCCAUCCGAGCGUGCUCGAGUGGGUCUUGCACCAUUGCCUGGAAUGAAAGGAACAGAUUACAUUAAUGCUUCUUAUAUCAUGGGCUAUUAUAGGAGCAAUGAAUUUAUUAUAACCCAGCAUCCUCUGCCACAUACUACGAAAGAUUUCUGGCGAAUGAUUUGGGAUCAUAAUGCACAGAUCAUUGUCAUGCUGCCAGACAACCAGAGCUUGGCAGAAGAUGAGUUUGUAUACUGGCCAAGUCGAGAAGAAUCCAUGAACUGUGAGGCCUUUACCGUCACCCUUAUCAGCAAAGACAGACUGUGCCUCUCAAAUGAAGAACAAAUUAUCAUCCAUGACUUUAUCCUUGAAGCCACACAGGAUGACUAUGUCCUAGAAGUUCGGCACUUCCAGUGUCCCAAAUGGCCUAACCCAGAUGCCCCCAUCAGCAGUACUUUCGAACUUAUCAAUGUCAUCAAGGAAGAGGCCUUAACAAGGGACGGCCCCACCAUUGUUCAUGAUGAGUAUGGAGCAGUUUCAGCAGGAAUGCUGUGUGCCCUUACCACCCUGUCCCAGCAACUGGAGAAUGAAAAUGCUGUGGAUGUUUUCCAGGUUGCAAAAAUGAUCAAUCUUAUGAGGCCUGGAGUAUUCACAGACAUUGAACAGUACCAGUUUGUCUAUAAAGCAAUGCUCAGCCUGGUCAGCACUAAAGAAAAUGGAAAUGGUCCCAUGACAGUGGACAAAAAUGGUGCUGUUCUCAUUGCAGAUGAAUCAGACCCUGCCGAGAGCAUGGAAUCUCUAGUGUGAUUGGAAUCCCGAACGGGCACUUAAUUUGUAAAACUUCUGAAGACUGAGAACUUUUUUGAGGCCUUUUUUGCCAGACUCUAGGUUAUACAAUAACCCAGUUACUUUUUUACACUGAUAAAAGUUUUGAUAUUUAUUUUUUGCCAUUUUAUGUCUUAAUGGUAUCCUACUGAGCAUUUGCACCUCUGUUCAUUUCACACAGUGAAACGCAAUUUUACCUAGUUUGCACUAUAUGAUCAGUGUUACUGCCUAUAAUCUAAUCCUAAAGCAAGCCCUGAUGUGACAUUCCAUGAGAACACACAUGCUACUUUUUAGUUCAGUACAGUGAAGGUUUUGUCAGGACAGUGGAUCUUGGUUUUUUUAUUAUUAUUGCGAAAGCAGCUGCAUCCUCCUAGCAGGCAAUGCUGAGCUUUUCCUCGGUCCUCUCCUCUGUUUGUUUUAGGCACUGCUCAAUACUGUCUGCCUUCUGUACUUUAAUGGAGUGGAUGGGCAUUGUUUUCUUGUAAAGAAUAGCAGGUUCCUGGGAGCUACUGAGACAGUCUGUCAACCUCAUGGCCUUGAAACAGUUCCGUUUAUGACGGUAAAGGUAUCCAUUAAGAAAUUAGAAGGCUUAAGAGCUUUAUGUGAACAUCACUUAUUAGUUGAAGUUAUAUUCAUAGCUUAAAAAAAAUUCCCCAACUGUGUCAAAAUAAAGGAUAUCUCUGUAUUACAGUUUUCACAGUA
Lynx canadensis (Canada lynx) is the source of this 5291-nucleotide messenger RNA. RefSeq names its product protein tyrosine phosphatase receptor type G (gene PTPRG). The transcript has 29 exons. NCBI's taxonomy places the organism in Eukaryota, Metazoa, Chordata, Mammalia, Carnivora, Felidae. The record is from RefSeq and is a predicted model, not a curated record. Gene Ontology annotation, molecular function: protein binding; protein tyrosine phosphatase activity. Gene Ontology annotation, biological process: protein dephosphorylation. Bases 321 to 4571 code for a protein of 1416 amino acids.